AACAGCAGGCUUUGAUCAUGUGGUCUUGGCUGAAUCCCAAAUUCUUCUUUCUCCCUAUAUAAGUGCACUGCAUCAGGGUAUGAAAUAAUAGACUCCUAUACCUUGCUUAGUGACCUAUUUGUCCAAUAAAGUGGCUUUUGGGAUUUCGCCAGCGACGGCUUCGAUGGCGUUAUAUUGAUGACUGUUUUAUGAGGCUGGUUUAUUGGCGUUUAAUCGGUUUAUUGUAAUUGAAACCAGUUUUGGUGAAAGGAAAGUAAAUAAUAAUGGCCAGCCAGCUGUUGGAAGCCAAGGUGAUGGUGGAGAGCUUGCGUGUGGCCGAGCUGCAGUCCCUCCUCUCCGCUAUGGGAAAGGACAAGAAAGGGCUGAAGAAGGACCUAGUGCAGAGAGUCACCGAGCUCCUCCAUAACAACUUCCAUCCAGAGCUUUUCUCUGCUAUCCAGGAGCUCUAUGACCAUCGUCACUACACUGCCAAAGCCAACAGCAGACGCUCCCAGGUCAUCACCAUGCUGACUGCUGUCGAGGUGGUGGCCAAUCAUCCAAAGAAAUCCUGUGGGCCAGUGCACAAACCUGAAGUGCACAUGAUCAAGCUUCCAUUCUAUCAGACCCUGGAGACUAUUGUUGCUCCAGUAUCACUAGUGCCCACGUUUUCAACUAGGCCACAGACCAACUACAUCACGUUUUGUCUGACUACAAAACAGUCAGCUCAGAUCAAGAACCGUCAGACCAAAGCUGGAGUGACGUCUGUUCAGGUGGUGCUCAGAAUUUGCUACACAGAGAGUAUUGGUGUCGAAGAUGAUCAAUAUCCACCAAAUAUUGCUGUUUUGGUCAAUGGCCAUGACUGUCCUGUACAGGCUCACUACUCUUCCAAUAAAAAAGGACUGGAACCUUGUCAUCCUUGUCGUCCAAUCAAUCUCACACCGUUUGUGAAACAGAUCACUGAGAAUCGCGUUGCUAUCUCCUGGGAGAACAUUGGCAAGUUUUACUCUGUGGCUGUAUAUCUGGUGAAGGUGUUCUCUUCAGCAGAUUUGCAUGCACAGCUCCAGAAAAAUGGAGUGCAGAGUGUGGAGUGCUGCAAACAAAAAGUUUGCGAGAAGCUGCGCUGUAAUCCUGAGAAUGAGAUCACCACCACAGGGCUGCAAGUGUCCCUUAUCUGUCCUCUGGCAAAAAUGCGCAUGUCUACCCCCUGUCGAGCUCAGACGUGUGCCCAUCUGCAGUGUUUUGAUGCUGCCUUCUACCUGCAGAUGAACGAGAGGAAGCCUAGCUGGACUUGUCCUGUCUGCCAUAAGCCUGCCCUCUUUGACACGCUACAGAUCGAUGGUUUGCUGAGUGGCAUACUCCAGUGCGCAGACGAGGCCGUGAAGGAGAUUGAGUACCUGUCUAAUGGCUCUUGGAGAGCAGUGGGGAAGGAAAAAGAGUGCAGCAAAACCACAGAUCUCUCCUCACUCAGCCACAGUAAGACCUGCUUCAUCUUAAAGAGAACAGUUCUGUGGUGCGAGAUGUCGUGGAUCUAACUCAGUGCUCAUCUGACAGUGAUGAUGGUGGUGAGGCCAUGCAGAGAGAACAGAUUGUUUGGACACACGUAAAAAAUGAAAGAGUGCGCUUCUCCAAAGGCAACGUGCAUGUGAAGUUAUGAUUGACAAAUUACACCUGGCAAAUUAUGUAUUUUUGUCAUUCUUAAAUUAUAUUUAUUCUAAGCUCCAGUAUUACAAGGUAUACUGUAUAUGUUUGUUUCUUACUAUACUGUUUGUUUCUAUUUUAUGUACUCAAACUGCCAGACAGGUCAAAUAAAAGUUUGUUUUUAUGUC
Messenger RNA from Pangasianodon hypophthalmus (striped catfish), 1805 nucleotides. It is a transcript of the gene pias4b, whose product is annotated as protein inhibitor of activated STAT, 4b. The transcript is spliced from 11 exons. Gene Ontology annotation, biological process: regulation of transcription by RNA polymerase II; protein sumoylation. Lineage: Eukaryota; Metazoa; Chordata; Actinopteri; Siluriformes; Pangasiidae. Bases 264 to 1511 code for a protein of 415 amino acids. Gene Ontology annotation, molecular function: SUMO ligase activity; zinc ion binding; transcription coregulator activity. The record is from RefSeq and is a predicted model, not a curated record.